Molecule: messenger RNA, 1570 nt
Organism: Argentina anserina (silverweed cinquefoil)
Lineage: Eukaryota; Viridiplantae; Streptophyta; Magnoliopsida; Rosales; Rosaceae
Product: probable protein phosphatase 2C 42
Exons: 4
Coding region: 170-1327 (385 amino acids)
Biological process (GO): peptidyl-threonine dephosphorylation
Molecular function (GO): cation binding; protein serine/threonine phosphatase activity
Source: RefSeq, a predicted model, not a curated record
CCCCUCCCCUCUAACCUACGCCGCUCCUCUUAACCUCCACCCCUCCCCUCCCUUUUUCUCCCCCCAUAUUAAAAUCUAGGUCUUCCCCCUUUUCUCUCCCUCCCCCAAAUUCUCCAAGGGAGUCCUUUGGGUUUUUGGGUUUAGGGUUUUCUCCGGAGAGAGAUGUGGGAUGCUUCAUGCAUUGAUGAAUCUUCUCUCGCUGUGUUGGAAGCCAUUCGGGCGCGGCGACGGUGAGGGAGGAGUCCAGUCUGUCGGAAUCGUUGGCGCCAAUUACGGCGGCGGAGGAGGAGGAAGAGAUGGCAAAGAUAGCUUGCUUUGGUUUAGGGAUGUUGGAAAGUACGCGUGGGGUGAUUUCUCCAUGGCUGUUGUUCAGGCCAAUCAAGUCCUCGAGGACCAGGGCCAGAUCGAGUCAGGUCCCUUUGGCACCUUCGUCGGGGUCUACGACGGCCACGGUGGGCCGGAGACGGCUCACUACGUCUGUGAUAAUCUAUUUAGACAUUUUCAAGAAGUAUCAGCGGAGACGGAGGGUGUUGUGACAGGAGAUACUAUACAAAAUGCGUUUCGUCGGACAGAGGAAGGAUUUACGGAACUUGUUUCUGAGUUAUGGGGUACCAGGCCCAAUUUGGCGACUGUUGGGACGUGCUGUUUAGUUGGAGUGAUAUGUCAGGGGACACUGUUUGUGGCGAGUCUUGGAGAUUCCCGUCUUGUUUUGGGGAAGAAAGUGGGGAAUACUGGGGAAGUUGCGGCUAUUCAGUUGUCCACGGAACACAAUGCGAAUCUUGAGGAGAUUAGGUACGAGCUGAAAGAGCAGCACUCUCAUGAUCCCCAAAUUGUCGUUUUGAAGCAUGGAGUUUGGAGAGUAAAAGGCAUCAUCCAGGUUUCUAGAUCUAUCGGUGAUGUAUAUAUGAAACAUGCACAGUUUAACAGGGAGCCAAUAGCUGCCAAGUUCCGGCUUCCUGAACCAAUGAACAUGCCUAUCAUGUCUGCCACUCCCACUAUUCUUUCUCACGCUCUGCAUCCAAAUGAUUCUUUUCUUAUCUUUGCAUCUGAUGGUCUAUGGGAACACUUGAGUAAUGAAGAAGCUGUUGAGAUUGUCCACAAGCAUCCUCAUGCAGGAAGUGCAAAAAUACUUGUUAAGACAGCCCUUAAAGAAGCUGCUAGAAAACGAGAAAUGCGUUACUCAGAUCUUCGGAAAAUAGACAAGAAGGUGCGGCGGCAUUUUCAUGAUGAUAUAACUGUUAUUGUUUUAUUCUUGAACCAUGACCUAAUCUCCAGAGGCACAGCGCAAGAGCCUCCAAUCUCAAUAAGAAGUGGUGUUGAUCACUAAUAAUUAUAUGUAACCAGUCAUGUCUCCGCCACCCUUGGUCAAUCCCUGCGAUAAAGAAUUCGUAAGAUGCAUAAUUUGAGAGCUCUGACAAGCCACCUGGAUCCUGUGACAUAGUUCAUGAGUGAAGAGGCUUGGAAGCUUUUUUGGUUAGCAGAGGCUUUAGUUUUAAGUCCCUAGAAAAUUGCUUUACAGAUAUUCAUGUAAUAUGCUGCCAUAAAUUGUCAAAUGCAUGAUUUUUACCUC